GUUCCCAAACAUGUUCUUGUUUUUGAAAUCAUAUAGCUGUUGACUACUCACCAGCCAAACUCUCCUAUCACAUCCUAUAAGUAAAUUUUGCUUGUGUGGAGAUUGAGAAUGGACUCCGUUUCCCAUCGGUCAUUGCGGCUGGUAACCUUCGACAGCCGCUCCAGUGAAAACAAGCCGAUCAGCUGAUUUGACCUGGCAACAACAUUUACCCGAAUCUACCGGGGAGGGGAAUCAUUUUACAAGCUGGUGGGGUAAAACAGUUAUCUUGACAUCAACCGGCUUAUUAAUUUGUGUUUAACAAAGGGUCGUUGUCGCGUGCGAUGUUUCGGGAAUUCAGCAGCUUGUUUGAUGAAAACUGCGGUGUGAUUCUGGCUCGAAAUCAGCUUGUUUUGUUCGGUCAAAGCUGUGUUGUUGGGUGAACAUACUUUAAGGACAGUCUGUACGAUACUAAACAGUUAUUAAUUCAGCUGCAUUAGUCAUAUUUCUAACCCCCUAGUAUUAGUAGUCUUUGAAAUUUGAGGUGUUUUUACAGACACGUAUGCUAAGCUCAGAUAGCUUGAGUACGUUAACAAAGCCCAGGACGAUAACAACACCCGAAUGUAGCUGUUUUCUUAGUGGUUACAUGUGCCAAUAAAUACAUGUCGGUGGUUGUUGUUUGUAAGUUUAGACACUUUAGACAGCUUGAUCACUUUAAAAUCAACCAGAAAGCUAGACAAGUCUGACCUAGUGCCAGUGCUAUACGGAUGUCAACUGAUCUAUUUAUAGUUCAUAUUGAAUAUUUGAUUUUAAGCCAGUGUCAUAAUCUGACACAUCACAUUUUGAAUUCCAAUGAAAUUCAAGGCAAACGAGUAAGGUAUUUUGUUUAAGAUCUCAAAUGCAUCAUAUUUGAGGCAUUAUAUAUCAUCUGUCUUGUUGGUCUCUGCUGUAUUUUGGUUCAACUUUGAGGAAUAUCUAGUCAGUGUAUUUACAGAGGGAUUUUAGUACUUUAAAUUCGGUUGCUCCCGUUCGGUUCGCUACCUCGCUGUUAUAUUUAGACUUAUAAUGAACAGUCAGGGCUCGUCGGCGGAGAAGGGGGUGAACGGCGUCCUGGUUUGUCAGGAGAGUUACGCCUGCGGUGGCUCUGACGAGGCCGCCUUCGAGUGCGACGAAUGCGGCAGCCUGCAGUGCAUCCGCUGCGAGCUGGAGCUCCACCGUCAGGAGCGCAUGAGGAACCACGACAGGAUCCGGAUCUCACCUGGCCACGUACCUUACUGCGAUUCAUGUAAAGGGGACGGGGGCGUUGCGAACGGGGGUCGGCUGAGAGCAGUGGUCCGCUGUCAGGGAUGUAAAAUCAACCUGUGUUUAGACUGUCAAAAACGGACUCACAGUGGGGUCAGUAAAAGAAAGCACCCUCUCACUGCCUACCCUCCCUCGAAACCCGCGGAGAAGAACUGCAGCACUGGAGAUGAACAGCUGGAUGCGUUGAAAGCUAAACUGGAGCAAGUCACCAGCUUUCUUCUAGUGGAUGAAAAGGAAGAUAUGCAGGUCAAGGAUGAGGAGGAGUUUGUUAGGAAAUUAGGCUGUAGGCCCGAGGAGCUCUUGAAGGUGGUGUCCAUUUUCGGCAACACUGGAGAAGGCAAAUCUCACACCCUCAAUCACACUUUUUUUUUGGGUCGUGAAGUUUUCAGGACAUCUCCAACCCAGGAAUCCUGCACCGUCGGGGUGUGGGGAGCACUGGACCCUCUUCAUAAGGUGGUGAUUGUUGACACAGAGGGACUUCUGGGGGCAGGAACUAACCAAGGACAGCGAACCCGCCUCCUCCUGAAGGUGCUCGCAGUCUCCGAUCUGGUCAUCUAUCGGACACAUGCUGACCGGCUACAUGAUGAUCUUUUCAAGUUUCUUGGAGAUGCAUCAGAUGCGUAUCUAAAGCAUUUCACGAAGGAGCUGAAAGCCACAACUGCACGUUGUGGUUUGGACGUGCCCCUUUCAACUCUGGGUCCUGCCGUUAUAAUCUUCCAUGAGACCGUCCACACCAAGUUAUUAGGCUCAGACAAGCCAUCAGAAUCAGCCGAGCGGCUUCUUCAGGAACGUUUCCGAAAGCUUGGCCUCUUUCCGGAAGCAUUCAGCUCUAUUCAGUACCGGGGCACUCGAACCCACAACCCCCCGACUGACUUCAGCGGUCUGCUGCGCAGCGUGGAGCAGCAGUUAGACAACAACACUACACGAUCUCCACGGUCUGCUGGUGUCAUCUACAAAGCCUUGCAGGCUUUGAGUGAGUGCUUUAGUGGAGAGAUUCCUGAUGAGCAUCUGGCAAGCAACUCUUUUUUUCCAGAUGAAUACUUUACCUGCUCCAGCAUCUGCCUCAGCUGUGGGUAAGUCUUCACAUCUCAGGAAUCACUGCACUUCUGAUUUCAAAUCUGUUUAGCAUUUCUAA
Messenger RNA from Sinocyclocheilus rhinocerous, 2413 nucleotides. RefSeq names its product zinc finger FYVE domain-containing protein 1-like. Gene Ontology annotation, molecular function: phosphatidylinositol-3-phosphate binding; phosphatidylinositol-3,4-bisphosphate binding; phosphatidylinositol-3,4,5-trisphosphate binding. The transcript is spliced from 4 exons. The record is from RefSeq and is a predicted model, not a curated record. Gene Ontology annotation, cellular component: lipid droplet. Gene Ontology annotation, biological process: lipid droplet formation. NCBI's taxonomy places the organism in Eukaryota, Metazoa, Chordata, Actinopteri, Cypriniformes, Cyprinidae. The coding region runs from base 1042 to 2355 and encodes 437 amino acids.